AUGAAAGAGGCAGACUUGACAGAGCAGAUUGCAAGUGUUAUCAAGAAGACUGCUGAAUGGAAAGAUUAUGUGAAAAAGACAGGAAGAGUGUAUGAAGAGGAAGAGUUGAAGACUUGGAACAGUAAUGUAUCUAUUCUGGACAAGAUGUUUAUUGGGCAAGAAUGGGCUUCAGCAGAUGAGUGUAGAGAUUACAUUAAAGAUCAAAACAUCUUCCAGAAUUUUGAUAUUCAACAAGUGAAGAAUACCCAAAUUCAGCAACAAUAUAAAUGCAAGCAGGCACCACAUUGUAAGUGGAAUGUUUAUUGCUCUAGAAUUUGGGAUAAAGUCACUUUUAGGUGCAAGAAAGGUGAAUUUGAGCAUACAUGUCAGGGGAAACAUGGAAUCCACCAUCCUUUAGCCAAAGCAAGGUGGGUAUUCAGAGUUAUGUUGGAUACUUAUAAAGCUCAUCCUAAGUACAAACCACAGGAUUUCAUAGAUGAAGUGUUGAGGGUUCACAAAGUGGAAAUUGGUUACUGGACUGCUUGGAGAGCUUGGCAUAUGUGUAUGGAGAGAAUUUAUGGUAAUUAUGAAGACAGUUAUGCCAUGGGUCCUGAAUUCUGCAAUCAAGUUCUGAAGAGGAAUGAUGGCAGUAUUGCAAGUUGUGCAACAGAUGAAGCUGGAAAGUUCAAGCACCUAUGUAUAGCUUAUAAGAGUUCCUUGGAUGGUUUCAAGAAAGGUUGUAGACCUAUUUUAGGUUUGGAUGGGUGUUUUCUUAAAGGUAAAUAUGGUGGUGUUUGUUUAGUUAUAGUAUCCUUAGAUGGAAACAAUGGAAUCUUUCCAAUUGCCAUAUUUAUUUGUAGAAAAGAAAAUAAAGAAAAUUGGACUGAGUUCCUUAGGAUUCUUGCUCCAUACUUGAAAGAACAUCCAAGAGCUCUGACCUUCAUAUCAGACAGAGAAAGGACUAAUCUCAGCUGUUGA
Molecule: messenger RNA, 957 nt
Organism: Papaver somniferum (opium poppy)
Lineage: Eukaryota; Viridiplantae; Streptophyta; Magnoliopsida; Ranunculales; Papaveraceae
Exons: 2
Coding region: 1-957 (318 amino acids)
Source: RefSeq, a predicted model, not a curated record